GAGAAAGCAAAGAGGAAAGGGAAGCAGAGAGAGAGAGAGAGAGAGAGAGAGAGAGAGAGAGAGAGAGAGAUGGUCUGAUUUGUUUGGUGAUCAGAGCCAAUAGAAAUCCUGCGGUUUGAUAAGAUCCACAUGCGGGUGACGGAGAAGAGCCAGAAACAAGAGUUCAAACACAGCGGGGAGAGAGAAAGAGAGUAAGAGAGAAAGCCAGACAGAGAUAGAGACAGAGAGGAGAAGAGUGACUCAGAGAGACAGAUAGAAAAUCUUCAUCCCACUGAGCAGGACAGAAAGCCUGCUGAGGAACACUCGUGAAGUUCUCCUCCAACUUCUGGAGACAGAGAGGCAUCUCUUCAGACACCUUCUUCCAUGGGCAUCAAAGCAGCAUUCAGUCCACGAGCCACACACACACCAGCACUCUCAACCUAACCACUACCGGAAUACACACACACACACACACACAAACACAAACACAAACACACAAACACACACAAGCACACACACGCGUGCACUGAGAACUGGACCACUGCAGACGAGAGGAUGUGCUGUAAGCUGUUGUUUUGGGUUCUCCUGGCCGGUGUGCUGUGUGCUGCGUCCGAGAGCCGCAAGACCCGCCCACAAAGCUCAAUCCCGUCACCGUUCAAAACCAGCUCAAACACAUCUGAUCGCCGUGGCCGGAAACAAGAAGUAUUGGCCUCCAGUCAGGAAGCCCUGGUAGUGACGGAAAGGAAGUACCUGAAGAGCGACUGGUGCAAGACGCAGCCUCUGCGGCAAACCGUGAACCAUGAGGGCUGUCUGAGCCGCACCGUCAUCAACCGCUUCUGCUACGGCCAGUGCAACUCCUUCUACAUCCCACGGCACGUGAAAAAGGAGCAGGAAUCGUUCCAGUCGUGCGCUUUCUGCCGACCGCACCGCUUCACUACUCUCACUGUGGAGCUGGACUGCCCUGAACUGCAGCCACCAUUCCGGCACCGGAAGAUCCAGCGGGUCAAACAGUGCCGGUGUAUUUCUGUUAACGUUGCUGAAUCUGGGAAACAGUAAAGCUGAAAGACUACAGCAGCCUGCCUGGGAUGUUGGACAAAAGAAAUAUAUAAAAUAUAUAUAUGACAAACUUUUUUUUUUUUUUUGUAAAAUUUGGUACCUAAUAUAGGCAGAGUCAAAAGCUGCUAAUAUGUUGAGAUGUCUGGAGCUGUCCAUGUAAUAGUACAGCUUUUUUGGUGUAGUUCUUGUCAUGUGUGUUUUUGUGUGUUAUAUCGAGUUUGCAUCUCAAGACUGAUGUUUUCUGAAAGGACAAAAAAGACUUGGUGAAGGUGAAGAACUGAACACCUUUCUCUAAUGACGCCUAUAACCAUCUGGCUCACACGUCCUUGGACAGAAACGCCACCCGUUGGGGGAAAAAAAGCUGCUGAAAAGUAAAGCGUCCGAGUUGCAUUUGGAUCUUGUCCUAAUCUGAUUACCCUAAUCCGCAGAAGACACGUACGAUACAGAUACAGCAGACUUUCCUUACCAAUUUUGAGGGAAAUGAGGUGGCUGAGCUGCAGGACUGUCAGUAACAGUACAGGUGGGGACACAGACUUGAUUUGGCCAAUCAUGCUGCUUGCAGUGACUUCAAAUUAAGCCUUAUUCAAAGAAUAUAACAUUGUAUUACUAGACCGAGUAUAAUAGAGAUUAUAUAUGAUGGUACACUAAAAUGUAUAUAUCUAGAGAAAGAAAUUACCUCUAUAUUAAAAUCUAUUUCAAGUAGAA
Messenger RNA from Tachysurus vachellii, 1740 nucleotides. RefSeq names its product gremlin 2, DAN family BMP antagonist b (gene grem2b). The record is from RefSeq and is a predicted model, not a curated record. Lineage: Eukaryota; Metazoa; Chordata; Actinopteri; Siluriformes; Bagridae. The transcript has 2 exons. Gene Ontology annotation, molecular function: BMP binding; receptor ligand activity. Gene Ontology annotation, biological process: animal organ morphogenesis. The coding region runs from base 535 to 1035 and encodes 166 amino acids.